AUGAAACUCAUACAAAUGCAGUUUGGAAGCUUCCGUUUAUUAUAUAGCGAUUCCGUGAGAUUCUGCCCUGUAGCGUUGAUUAUACGAGCGGGUAGGAUCUUAAGUAAGAGGAAAAUUAAACGAUUUUCAAGAUUUUAUGUGAAUGCUUCAUCAAAUAAGCUACUAAGUUCUGUGUUCAUUGGCAUUGAAAUCGAUAUUGCUGGAAUUGUUUAUGUUGCAGAAUUUACUAUUGGUGGAUUUGCUGCUGACGUUGGAUCUCCUGGUGUGGGACUGGCUGGCGAUGGAUUUGCUGAUGAUGGACUGGCUGGCGAUGGAUUUACUGGCGAUGGAUUCACUGGUGAUGGACUGGCCGGCGAUGGAUUCACUGGUGAAGGACUGGCUGGCGAUGGAUUAACUGGUGAUGGACUGGCUGGUGAUGGAUUCACUGGUGAUGGAUUCACUGGUGAUGGAUUCACUGGUGAUGGACUAGCUGACGAUGGACUGGCUGACGGUGGAUUGGCUGGUGAUGGACUGGCUGGUGAUGAACUUGGAUUUGAAGAUGCUUGGUUAGAUGGAGCUGAAGUAGAUGAUGCUAGAUUUGAUGGUUGUAAUGUUGUUGGUGCAGAUGUGGUAGGGCUAGUUGAAAUUGGUCUCGUUGAAGGCGAUGCUAAUUCAGUAGUUGGCUGUGAACUUGAUGGUGAUGCUGUUUCUAUUUGUAGUGGUGGAAAGAAGAAAGGAAAAGAAGGAAAAGACGGAAAAAAAGGAAAAUUUGGAAAAGGCGUUGUUGAUGAUAUGAGUGGCAUUGAAGUCACUUUAGUAGUUCCUAAAAAUUCUCCAUUUACAGCCACCGAACAAUUCCACUUAAAAGUCGUAAAAUGUGUAAAACAACAAGGUGAAAUCAAUUCAAUACAUGAACGGCGUUAUCAAAGGUCAGCUAUGCAGUAA
This is a messenger RNA of Clunio marinus, 924 nucleotides long. The record is from the annotation of a GenBank genome assembly. NCBI's taxonomy places the organism in Eukaryota, Metazoa, Arthropoda, Insecta, Diptera, Chironomidae.